This is a messenger RNA of Harpegnathos saltator (Jerdon's jumping ant), 5108 nucleotides long. RefSeq lists its product as uncharacterized. Gene Ontology annotation, cellular component: nucleus. The transcript has 2 exons. Lineage: Eukaryota; Metazoa; Arthropoda; Insecta; Hymenoptera; Formicidae. Gene Ontology annotation, biological process: regulation of DNA-templated transcription. The record is from RefSeq and is a predicted model, not a curated record. The coding region runs from base 459 to 4424 and encodes 1321 amino acids.
ACAGUGGUAGUGGUGGCGACGGCAACGCUGGUGGGGAACGUAACGGAGGCGGUGGUGGUGGUGGUUUUGCCGUUGGUGGUGGCGAAGUCGCGGAGAAGGAGGAGAGGCCACCGGCUUCAGAGACUGUCGAGCCGACGGCCGCGUUUGACGUCGCAUCCCUCGUACUCUACGGCUCGCGCGCACUGCCGAUACGCCUUAAGAUCUUGCUCGAUCAGUUGUUCAACCAGUUGCCCCCCGCGCAAGUGACACGUCUCUUAGCUGCCUUCGGUUGGACCCACGAGGAUUACACGCGAGGAUACAUACUGCAGGACUCGCAGAACGGCCCGGUGCUGGACCGAUGGAGUAUCUGCUCGGCUGAGGAGGAGCCGCUGGUCCUGCAGCAGUUCCUCAGAUUCGCCGAGACGCGUCCGUUUGUGCAGCAGCUGCUGCUGGCCGCCGGAACGCCGGGUACGGAUGCUAUGUCACCAAGCAGACGACCUUCGCCACCGACGAUGCCACUAGCACACUUACCACCGCCGUUGCAUAUGCUCCACUGCGGCCUACCACCGCCGGGCUCCCGGUUGCCACCCCCGUUGCCACCUCCGCCGCCGCCGCCGCCGCCGCCGCCACCGCCGCCGCCGCCGCCGCCGCCGCCGCCGCCAUCGUCGAUCUCGCACCCGUCGAUGUCGCCGACGGCGCCGAAGCACUAUUCCUCGGCGACGAGCGGCAAUCCCGCCGGCAUCACCAGCCGGGCGAACUCACCACCGCGCAGCUUGGACUCGCACUUAACGGUGUCGCCGUUGAACCGGCUGCAGAGCAUGCAACCGUUCGACUUCCGGAAGCUCGGCACCCUCGGCUUGCCGACGUUUCCGCCGUUACCGCCGCCGCCACCGUCUGCGGAGCAGCUUCUGCAGAGCCGCAAGUCCAUGAGGAACCCCCAAAGCCCGCACAGUCCGCCGCACCACUCAUCCGCGGCGUCGCAGCUGCACAGGCCGCAUAUGCCGGUCGCGCCGGUCUCCACGUCGGCCUUGACCUUCGGACACCCGCUGUCGGUGGCGGUGUCGUCCAGCGCGUUACCGCCGAGCUUCCCCACGCACUUCCCACCACCCCCGUUAGGCAAAUCACCUGGCGGCGGGGUCUGCGGUGGCAUCAGCGCUGGCCUGACCGUACCGGUGGAUGUGCACAGCGGCGGCGAGAGGAGCAGCGAGUUCGGCUCGGAAGAAGACGAGGACGACGACGAGAACUCUGACAGCGUGCUGAACCUCAGCAGACGGGACUCGUUGUCGAAGCACGGCGGCAUAGGCGACCGGCACCCGCCGUUAUCGUUGCAAGCGGCACCGUUGGGCAGGCCACCUGGUAUCCCAGGUAGGAAACCUCAUUCGCCGGGCAAGCGACCGGGCGGCCAAUGGGGCGCGGCCGCGAACUUGCCGCCGAACCUCGGCACCCCCUUCAUCAACCCCACUACCGGCAAGAAGCGGGUGCAGUGCAACGUAUGCCUGAAGACCUUCUGCGACAAGGGCGCGCUCAAGAUCCACUUCAGCGCGGUGCACCUGCGCGAGAUGCACCAGUGCACCGUGAAGGGCUGCAGCAUGAUGUUCAGCUCGCGCAGGUCGCGCAAUCGCCACAGCGCCAACCCGAACCCGAAGUUACACUCACCGCACCUGCGCCGCAAGAUCUCGCCGCACGACGGCCGCUCGUCGAUGGCGCACGCCCUGGUGCUGCCGCCGCAGGUAGGACUCCCGGUGCCAGCCACCGGCUUGAAUCACCUGCCGUUCGGCUCGUUUCCGUUGCUCACUCCGCCGCCGGACCUCCGUUCGCCGGCCUCCCUGUGCGCGUUGGACUUCAAGCACUUGGACCUGUCGUCCACUCCGGGCCCGGGCAGACCGUACGACGAGGCGUUGCAGCAGCGGAUGUCGGCGAACGUCAGUCUGUCGACGACCACCGGCUCGACGACGAUACCGGUGGCGGCGUUGUCGACCGCGGCGGCGGCAGCCACCACCACGACCACGACGGCGAGAGGCUCGUAUUCGGGCGGCGGUGUCGGAGGCGGCAGUGGCGGCGGCGGCGGCGGCGGCGGCGGCGGUGGCGGUACUGCUCUGGGUGCCGUUUCGCCGUCUACCCAAGCGUCGUCGAUGAUACCGGAGGGUGAAGAGGACGAUGACGACGACGACGGUGGGAUUGUGGUGGUCGCGGAGGACGAGAUCAGCAAUUUGCCGUCCAGGUUGCCGUUGCGUGUCGGAAACGACGACGACGAGCAGCCGGCGGACUUCAGUCUAGCGAAACGGCCGAAGCUCUACUUCGGCGACACCGCCGACGAAGACCUCGUCAGCAAUCCCGACAGUAACGAAGACAAUGACUCGAUGGGCACGCUCGAUCAGCAGCCUUUCUCCGUGAGCCAACUGUCGCUCAACUCGAGUUCCUUCCAUAGCCGGGGCGUGCGCAAGAGGAAGUCUCAGCACCCCACCAGAUGCGCCGUGCCGGCCGAGGUGCACUCCUCGUCCACCGACGGCGACUCCUCGAACGACGAAGAGCAACGGAUCCAACGGCGGUGUCUGUCGGACAGCGUCGGCGCGACGCCGAUGACGUCCGACUUUCAGAACCAGCCGGAGGACAUGUCGAUGUCCAGGCUCGAGGCUGAAGAACGAAAGAUACUGCCUGGCUCGCCGAGGAACCUCAGGGGCGGUUACCAGGAUCGCGAGUCGGACUCCCGCUCCCCGGACACCGACAACAGGGAGCGCGAUAUGGCAACCGCCGGCGGCCGACGCGACACCCUCUCCUCCCAGGACAACGCGGAGGAUCUACCUCAAGAUGAGCCGCGGGACUUGAGCUCGAGGGCGAGUAGCGUAAAAUCGCCGAAACGACAGAUCAGCCCGGAACCAAAGAGCGAGAACGCGACGUCGUCGACCGGCAUGCCGAGCGCGGCAGCGACGACGACGACGGCGGCGGCGGCGGCGGCGGCGGCGGCGGCGGUAGUGGCGGCGAAGGAUCCCGACGUAGUCGCAACCUCGUCGGAACAGAGAGAUCGGCGACCGAGCUCGGAGAGCUCGGAGGGUGAAACGACGAGGUUGAAGGAAGAGAGGAGUGCAAAGAGAGAGUUCAGCGAGACGACGACGGCGACGACGACGACGACAACGACGAUGAAUACAACGAUGACAACGACGACGACGACGACGACGACGACGACGAUGACGACGACGACGAUGACGACGGAGAAGGAGAAGGCGGCGAACGCCGCCGACGAGGAGAACCAGAAGGACGAGGAGGACGACGAUGAUGAGCCCAUGGAGGAGGUCGAGGAGGAGGAUGAUGAUGAUGAGGAGGAGGUGGACGACGCGCUGCGCAAUCAGGAAGGUGAGCGUCCCGAUGAUCCCCCCCGUGCCCCGAGCUCGGUCGACAGCCGUCCGACGACAGCCGACGACCUCUCCCACGACUCCUCGACCAACACUUUGCGUCAACUCGAGUCCUUGUCGCAGGGUCAAUGCGCGAUGCCGUACGCCGAGACGCAGCUGGUGGCUUCGAGGUCUGGCCGCGGCUCUACCAGCCCUAUCAGCCUCACGACCCACCAGGAGACCACCAUGGACAACUCCUCACAUGGCUCUCGUUCAUCCAGCGCCUCACCCUCCACAGCGGCCAUGGAUACGGACAAUAGCCUGAUCACGUACGCGCGCUACGAGAACGGCGGCUUCGUCAGCACCCAGGAGGUGCCGCUAGACCGUGACAACCCGCGUCGCUGCACCGCCUGCGGCAAGGUCUUUCAGAAUCACUUUGGCGUCAAGACCCACUACCAGAACGUCCAUCUCAAGCUGAUGCACCGCUGCAGCGUGGACGGCUGCAACGCGGCCUUCCCGUCGAAGCGCUCCCGCGACCGCCACUCGGCGAAUCUCAAUCUCCACCGGAAGCUCUUGUCGACCUCGUCGAGCCCGCCGCUCUCGUCCAGCCUGCCGUCGAGCCUGUCGCCGCGCAUCGACGACCCGCAGAUGAACCCGCUGCUGCACAACGAGUUCCUGGCAAGACUCUACGCGGACGCUGGGAUUGGCGCGCUGGGUACUUACCCCUUGGCUUGCCAACCUGGCUUGCCGACAGCGGUGGACUUGGCGGCGAGGAUACCACCACCGCAUCCGCUAUUGUUACCGCCGCAUCUCGGUGCCACGUUCCCGGGUCUCACGUCGUUCGCUUCUCACUUGGCCGGCUUGAACGGUUUCGCCCACCAGCACCUCAAUCACCUGACGAAACUCAGCCAGGAGCAGAGCAGCAGGCACCAAGCGUCCAUCUCGGGUUCGCCCGUGUCUUCGCCAGGCUCGGACGACCGCAAGCUGGAGGAGGCUCGUUGCACCAUACCCGGUUGCGAGCGCGUUUUCGGCUCCAGAGCAGUGCGGGACGCGCAUUCCAGGGACCCACAGGCUCACCGCGACCUGCCGAUCCUAUCCAGCAGCAGCGGCUCGUGACCGAUCUCUUCGUUCUGCGGCCGCGGACACGACUAUUAUCCCCUACUGUGAUGCCAAAAUCCUAAACGGCGCGACGGUCGCCGAUGAUCUCGCACAUUUCAUCAGGCUCGGCGGGCCAGGACGGCGGCGGUCCUCGUGAACGCGCGGGAGGCAGCCCCCCGGUGCAGCUACACGAGACGUUCGACGGACUGCUGCGUGUGUCGAAGGAGGAGAAGAGAGAAGCAAGAGGAAUAAGAACAGGAAGAAACGUGCAAUAUCUCGAGCGGAGUGCGCGCGCUACGAUCAUCUAUCAUCCGCGUGACGAGCGCGACUCCCGAGAGUGUGUGGUUCCACGUGUAAUCCGAGGUCGCCCGUGGAACGCCCGCCCGUGGAACAGCAAGCCAGCUCCAGUGUGGUAAUAUCAUCCCCGCCUGCCAGUUCUUUCCAUUUCUCGCAUUCAUUCGUCAGGAAUCGCAAGCCGCGACUCGUUGGGCUAAUCUAGUCAAUUUGGAAAUCUCGGUUCGCGCGCUGUCGGCAGCGAAGGCGGAUAGAGUCGCGCGCGUUCAGUCGCGUUCGCUCACGACGCGGUGCGACGCACGUGCGACGCGAAAACACCGGGCUACGUCGAGGGGAGUCCACGCGACGGGAACGCAAUUCGCCGAGAGUUCGAAGGGGAGGGAGAGGGGGGAGAGAGGGGGAGAGAGA